This is a messenger RNA of Gavialis gangeticus (Gharial), 1738 nucleotides long. It is a transcript of the gene GDPD2, whose product is annotated as glycerophosphodiester phosphodiesterase domain containing 2. The record is from RefSeq and is a predicted model, not a curated record. Gene Ontology annotation, molecular function: glycerophosphodiester phosphodiesterase activity. Gene Ontology annotation, cellular component: membrane. Lineage: Eukaryota; Metazoa; Chordata; Crocodylia; Gavialidae. Gene Ontology annotation, biological process: lipid metabolic process. Bases 22 to 1641 code for a protein of 539 amino acids. The transcript is spliced from 15 exons.
GCAAGCUGACCGCCCGGUGCCAUGGAGGAGUGCCCUGCCUGCUGCCAGGCCUGUGCCACCUGCCUGCUCUGUCUGUACAGCUGCCGGUGUGCCUCGGGCAAGAAGAAGAAAGGCCUGAGAACCACCAAGUGCGACUGCAGCUGGUGGCUGCUGCUUCUGGCCGUGUGCCUCUUCACACUCGUCUGGCUCUACUUUGCCUUCGUCCUCCUCAACGACUUCCACAACUUCAACGAGUGGUUCUUCAGGCAGACGCAGUCGUGGGUGGACUGGUCCCCGAUCCUGCUGGCCGCCUCCGCGCUGCUGCUCACCUACUCUGCUCUGCUGCUGGUCCUGGCACUGUGCCUGCAGCUCUGUGGACAGCCCUUGAAGCUACACUGGCUGCACAAGAUCCUCCUGGUCCUCACCGCGCUGCUCGUGGCGGUCGCCUUCGCGGGGCUGGACGUCCAGUGGGCUGAGGAGUGGCAGAGCGCGUAUGUGUCCCUGCAGGCCACGGGUCCCUUCCUGCACAUCGGUGCCGUGGCGGGCAUGACGCUGCUGGCCUGGCCCGUGGCCAGCACCUUCUACUGCAGUAGCAGUGCAGGCCUCCGUGUGCUGCUGCUCCUGGGGUAUUUCGGCAUGAUGGCCGCCCUCUACCUGGCCCCCCUGGCCAUCACCUCCCCCUGCCUCCUGGAGGAGAGCCAGCUGCCCCCCAAGCCAGACCUGUUUGGGCACCGCGGGGCCCCCAUGCUGGCUCCCGAGAACACCCUCAUGUCGCUGAACAAGUCAGUGCAGUGCGGUGUGCGCGUGUUCGAGACGGACGUCACGGUGAGCGCCGACGGGGUCCCGUUCCUGAUGCACGAUGCCAAGCUCACCAGGACCACCAAUGUGCAAGACAAGUUCCCUGACUCGGCUAACAUGAACGCCACCACCUUCAACUGGACCGAGCUGCAGCAGCUGGAUGCCGGCAGCUGGUUCCUGAAGAAGAAGCCUUUCCCCACGGUGCAGAGCCUCUCCGACGAGGACCAACGCCUGGCGGGGCACCAAAAGAUCCCAUCUCUGCAGCAGGUGCUGGGAGAGGCCCGGCAACACAACCUCUCCAUCAUGUUUGACCUCCGGCCCGAGAACCACAGCAACUAUCAGCACUUCAUCAACGCCACCGUGGAGACCAUCCUCCGGUCUGGCAUCCCGCCGCAGAUGAUCCUAUGGCUGCCUGAGGAGUUCAGGGAGCAGGUCAAACAGCAAGCACCCGGAUUUCAGCAGAUCUACUGUCGGAAGAGGCUUCAGAACGAGACGGUGCCUCUGCGGCGAGUGAACCUCCCGUACCAGGACCUGAGCAUGGAGGACAUCAGGCUGUACCGCCAGGACAACAUUUCUGUCAACCUGUAUGUGGUCAACCGGCCCUGGCUCUUCUCCGUGCUGUGGUGCGCUGGCGUUAGCUCCGUGACCACCAAUGCCUGCCAGGAGCUGAAGGAGAUGGACCGUCCCCUCUGGGUCUUGCCCAGCAACACCUACCUGAUGAUCUGGAUCGUUGUGGACUGUGUCUCCAUCCUCCUGAUCCUCUGGGCCUUCAUCCUCCUGCAGAAAUGCUCCCGGAGAAGAGAACCAGCAGAGGCUGAAACGGACGUGCUGCUCACCAAGAUCAAGAGUCUCAUGCAGGAGUGACCCUCUGCCCGCAGCGCCUGGCGGUGGAGGGGACGAGCUGGGGACAGGCGGUGUUGAGCGGGGCGUGCGCAGACGCCCCACUGCCAGCUCCUUUUUU